Messenger RNA from Boeremia exigua, 1663 nucleotides. Its product is annotated as COP9 signalosome-like protein complex subunit 4. The record is from RefSeq and is a predicted model, not a curated record. The transcript has a single exon. Gene Ontology annotation, cellular component: COP9 signalosome; cytosol. Lineage: Eukaryota; Fungi; Ascomycota; Dothideomycetes; Pleosporales; Didymellaceae. The coding region runs from base 149 to 1402 and encodes 417 amino acids.
UGAAUGUUGCCUUGCACCCUUGAGAUAUACUGCGCGAUCUCAUACAGUUCCGUGCUCUGCAGACAAUAACAUUGCGCCAGCCUCCAGGCCAAGCUCGCCAUCACCCUGAAUCCUCGACUCUCCGAGCUGUUUGCUCACCCCCGCGGAGAUGGCCUCGCCAGCAGUCGCCUCUGCGCUCCAGGACGUACAAUCCGCCUCGACCGCCGACAAGCCCGCGCAGUACACAUCAAUCCUCCAACAAAUCAUCGGCUCUGCAGAUAACCUCGCCGAGAACCUCAACGCAUACGCACAAACCCUCCUCGACGACUCAAUAGGAAUAGUCCAGCUCCGACCGCUCCUCGCUGCCUUCGCAGACGCCUUUGGCCAGGUGAAGAAUCCAGAUGUCAAGAUUGAAGUUGGCGAGAGAGUCGUCACGUUGUUGCAGUCAAAGGGCGCUGGACAGUACGAGGAGCAGGACACAUCAAUCAAAGAGGCGCUGGCCGACGCAUAUGAGGCCAUCGACGACUUCAGGAAGUCGGCGCAGAUACUCGCGUCAAUCAACCUGGAGUCAACACAGAAGUCCAUAACUGCAGACGACAAAGCAAGAGUAUGGAUCCGGAUCGUGCGGUGCUACUUGGAAGAGGAUGACCCAACAAGCGCCUUCUCGCAUCUGAAUAAGGUCAAGAACAUCAUCUUCAGUGUCCAAGACAAGGAAACGCGGAUGCACUUCCAGCUCAGUCAAGCUCGUAUCUACGAUGCCCAGCGCUCCUUCCUCGACGCAGCAGCCGCAUACUAUGCAAUGAGCCAAGAAUCGCUGGUAGACGAGGAGGAGCGCCUGUCGUCACUAGGAGCUGGCAUAAUCUGCACGGUUCUCGCGCCAGCUGGCCCACAGCGUGGUAGGAUGUUGGCCAAGCUGUACAAGGACGAAAGGGCCAGCUCGCUGCCCGACUACCCCAUCCUCGAAAAGAUCUUCCUCGACCGUCUCCUCUCGCCCGCCGAGAUCAAGGCUUUCGCUACUAAGCUGAGUCCACACCAGCUCGCCAAGACUGCGGAUGGGUCAACUGUCCUCGACAAGGCGGUUCUCGAGCACAACCUGCUUGGCGCAUCGAAGCUGUACAACAACAUCGGGUUUGAUCAGUUGGGAGAGCUGCUGGGCAUUGACGCCGAAAAGGCGGAGGACUACGCGGCCAAGAUGCUGGAGCAGGGUCGUCUUUCGGGGCACAUUGACCAGAUUGACCGGCUGAUCUUCUUUGAGGGCGAGGCCAGUGGCGAGCGGAAAACGGGGCAUGCAGAGCGCGUGGUGGGCAAGGAGCUGAGGAAGUGGGAUGCGAACGUAAUGGGCCUUGCUGAGGAGGUGGAGAAGGUAACGACUAUGAUCCAGAACCAGUAUCCAGAGUUCUAUGCCUCGCAGGCUGUGGCCUGAGGUAGGGUAGAGUAUGAGCGAACACGAACUCACAAUCCAACCGCACUAGCCCAGUGGCUGCGGAGGUCGAGCAGAUGGUGUCAAUGUGGGUAGCAACAGACCACGACUGUGCGUAGAAGAAGCAAGCCAAGCAGACAUCGUGACAGGUAGCAAAGAACUUUAGAUGUAUGAACGACCUUCAUGGUACACGACAAGAAUGAAGAUACGAUUGAUUCAAUUCGGAGUCUCUUGCAGUAGAUCUCGUAGUACAAACAUUUCACA